UCAACGAUUUCCUCUUUUCUAUUGCUGCAUUUCCGACUCUCCCUCCCUGCCCCCUCGAUCUCUCUUGUGGGAACUUUGGAGGCCUAAAGUUCUUUUACUUGGUCAGCAAAAUGGGCAGGUCUCCAUGUUGUGAGAAGGUGGGAUUGAAGAAAGGGCCAUGGACCCCAGAGGAAGACCAAAAGCUUUUGGAUUACAUCGACGAACAUGGCCAUGGAAGCUGGCGAGCCUUGCCCGCUAAGGCUGGGCUUCGGAGAUGUGGGAAGAGCUGUAGAUUAAGAUGGACUAAUUACCUCAGACCAGACAUUAAAAGAGGAAAGUUUAGCUUGCAGGAAGAGCAGACCAUCAUUCAGCUCCACGCUCUUCUCGGGAACAGAUGGUCUGCUAUAGCAACUCAUUUGCCUAAGAGAACCGAUAACGAGAUUAAGAAUUACUGGAACACGCAUCUGAAGAAAAGACUUGCUAAGAUGGGGAUCGAUCCUGUGACCCACAAGCUUAAAAGCGAUGCUCUGUGCUCCGGCAGCGGCCACUGCAAAGACGUGGCCAAUUUAAGCCACAUGGCUCAGUGGGAGAGCGCACGGCUCGAAGCCGAAGCCAGACUGGUAAGAGAAUCCCAGCUUGUGUCUUACCCUGUACCGGCACAGCUCAUCAGCAAAACCCCAGCUCAACCCUUACUACCUCCAUGCCUUGACGUACUCAAAGCAUGGCAAGGGGUAUGGUCAUGGUCAAAGUCAAUGAGUGCCGGCAUUUUCCCAAUCGCCGGCGACGACCUCGAGUCUCCGACGUCAACGUUGAACUUCCCGGCCGAGAACCCACUCCCCAUCCAAACUGUUGCAUUCAAUGAAAGCACA
Messenger RNA from Corylus avellana, 848 nucleotides. Its product is annotated as transcription factor MYB106. The record is from RefSeq and is a predicted model, not a curated record. Lineage: Eukaryota; Viridiplantae; Streptophyta; Magnoliopsida; Fagales; Betulaceae.